GCACAACCGGAAGUUCCGACAUUGCUGUUAUUGGGUAGCAGCUAAAGCUAGAAACGUUAUCUUCAGAUCCAAACGCUAGUUUAACUUAACUCAUUAGUUAGGAGGCAUUAAUUUAACACAUUGUUUGAACGUAUUAAGGUAUUAUAAUCACGUUGGACUCGGUGGUGAAUCUGUGGGGACUGUUAUUUGUCAUUGUUGACUUGUGACAGCUUAAAGGGGAGGCUAGUGGACUAGCUAGCUGGCUAAUAACAAGUUUCCUCAAAGACGGUGGUCAUCCUAGCUGAGAUAUCUCAUCUAGAGGUCACAUACUGUUGUCUGUGCUGCAACUCUGGUUCAUUAAAUGAAACCCUAUAAUUAGACACGUGGUGAUAAUUUAAAACCUCAUGAUCACAGGAUCAGGAGCACUUUAAAGAGAGCUGUCCAGCAGAGCAGCCCUCCUGGCCUUCUGGGACUUCCUCUGUAGCACCAUCCUCUGACCUCUGACCUCACACCCCUCCCACACAACACCACAUCAUAGACAAUGCACCUGAGCAACAAGACCGGUCCAGAGGUAAAUCACCAUGAAGAACAACUCAGACCUGAAACACAACAGGACCAGGAUCACAGAACAGCACCUAUAGAAGAAACUUUAAUACGGCCAGAAUCUGAACACAGCAGCUCCCAUGAACAGCCUUGGGAAAAGCUGUCCGAGGAGCCAAAACAAUGCCAGGGGCCUCGCAGACUCAAGAAGAAAGACUGUCCGACCUGCGGGAGAGUUUUCUCUAACAACACCGCUCUGCACCGACACCUUGUGAUUCACUCAGGGAAAAGACCUUUCAAGUGCUUCAUAUGCGGAAGAGGAUUCACGCAGCGUGGAAACCUCAAAACACACAUGAAAGUUCACAAAGGAGAGUUACCAAAUUGGACAUUAGUUCAAGAGAAGAGUCCGCCUAAAGAAUCUCCUGUAAUGGUUCAUGUGUGUGGAAAAUGUGGCAUGGACUUCCCUCAGAAACAACAGCUGGAGGAACACCGAGAGAGCCACAAAAAGCCUUACGCGUGUCCUGACUGUGGCAAGACAUUCAAACACGAACAGUAUUUUGAAAUGCAUAAGCGCAUACACUCAGGAGAUUCACCUUUCCUCUGUUCAGGGUGCGGAAAGAGUUGCGUCACAGCAGCUGCACUUAAACAACACCAAUUGAUACACACUGGAGAAAAGAAUUUCCACUGUGAUCAGUGCGGGAGGGCAUUUUCACAAUCCUCCAACCUCAACUUGCACCUCAAGACUCACACCGGAGAGCGGCCUCACCUCUGCUCAAUCUGCGGUAAAAGUUACUCAAAAGCAUCUAUUCUGAAAGUUCACCUGCGAGUUCACACCGGGGAGAAACCGUAUACCUGUGAGAAAUGUGGCAAGUGCUUCUAUUACUCCCAAGGUUAUCGAGCGCAUCUGAAGAUUCACGACAAGAAGCCAAAACCUCCAACAAAACCGUUGGGGAGACCAAAACAACAGCCGUUAGUGGUAAAUAAUCAAUAAUGUCACAAGAAUAAUAAUGCUCCUCUGUUUGGGAACCAAUGAUUUAGUCUUUGAACAUUAGUCAUCAUCCAUCUAUCACUGCUCAAUAUCUUAUCUGGUUCUAAGUCUCAGUAAGCAGCCCAGAUGAUUGUUAUUCUUUGGCCAUGUCGUCCAGUUCCUCCAUAGGGAUUCUGAGGCAUCCUCUAGUCUUACCAGUCCAACAUGCCUCGAAAACCUGCUUUCAAAAAAUAAAAAGUUUGGAACUUU
Molecule: messenger RNA, 1756 nt
Organism: Sebastes umbrosus (honeycomb rockfish)
Lineage: Eukaryota; Metazoa; Chordata; Actinopteri; Perciformes; Sebastidae
Product: zinc finger protein 239-like
Exons: 3
Coding region: 521-1510 (329 amino acids)
Biological process (GO): regulation of transcription by RNA polymerase II
Molecular function (GO): RNA polymerase II cis-regulatory region sequence-specific DNA binding; DNA-binding transcription factor activity, RNA polymerase II-specific
Source: RefSeq, a predicted model, not a curated record